Molecule: messenger RNA, 1320 nt
Organism: Nymphaea colorata (pocket water lily)
Lineage: Eukaryota; Viridiplantae; Streptophyta; Magnoliopsida; Nymphaeales; Nymphaeaceae
Exons: 3
Coding region: 97-870 (257 amino acids)
Source: RefSeq, a predicted model, not a curated record
AUAAGGGACUGAGAGUCCUUUUCUGUAAGUUUUAAUGCAUACAUUCACGUUCCUCCCCCCCCGCACAAAAGAUGAAACCAGAGUUGAGAUGAAAUAAUGAUCCCCAUCCUUAUCCAAAUGAAUCUUCCCGAAACCUGUUGGAAAGAAGAGGAAGUUCCUUGCUGCAUUCUGCAUUCUCCCUUACAGUAUUCAGACUCUCAGAGGUUUCUGCAGAGAGUUUCUGCUAAAGCUGCAUCUGCUUCCAUCACUACAUUAAUGGAGUCAACAUUUGAAUGCAGUGAGGAAUCUGGGUGGACAACCAUCUUGUGUGACUCUCUUAGUCAAAGUAAUGAUGGUGGUGACGGUUCUAAUAGCCAUGUAGAUGAUACUGAAGAUGAUGAUAGCGGUGAUUUUGGUGUUGACGAUGAAGAUGAUGGCAGCUCGUCUUUGGCUAGUGAUGCAUGCUCCCAUGCUUAUAGGGACAUGGAAAGCUGCUUUAGCCACAGUGGGCAUUCAAAUGCUUAUGGUGACAUUGGUGUUCAAGAAACUGAUGGUGUUGCUACUGGUGGUGGCUUGUGGUAUGGUUAUAACGAUGAGGGUGGUGGAUAUGGUGGCGGUGGACGAAAUUACAGUCUCUGCUGUGAGAGCAAAGUCGGCCGUGAGAAGGACAGUGGUGCUUCAGUUAAACCGGAGCAGGAAAAGAAGAUAUUUGCAGCAAAGUCUGAACUACAAAUGCAAGCAAAUGCUGCCAAGGGACUGUUAGUGGACGAUCACAAUCAUGGUUUGAUUGUAAAUUGCCAAUUCGGUGAAGCUAUCUCAAGGACAUCCAUUUUUGAAGCCUUUAAACACCAGGCACAAUCAGAAACGCCAUAUACGUUCAGGAAAUGGUGAAUUAAUUAGCCAAAAUACGCACGCAGUAGUAGCCUGUGGAACUUAAUUAAGCAAGCCUACUCAAUUCUCUCGCGCUUAUGCAACGACUCCAACAUACUUAUAUCUGCACGAAGCUUGCCGAUGACCUUGUUCAUUUGUCUUUGUAUUGAAGAUUCUUUAGCUACGCACACCUCUUUUCAAGAUCGCAAGGAUCAGAACCAAACGAAUCAUGAUCAACCAUGUUCGACCUUUUUGCUGUCGAGGAAAGGUCCAUUUUUUAAUCCUUUGUGAAUAAUAAAGUGUGGCAGAAAAACUUCCUUGCUUGGAUUGAGAAAGUUGCCAUGAAGGUUAGCAUAGCCCAGACGUUUGGCUGUACUUUCUUGUGAAUGUUAAGUUCUGUAUCUACAAUGGAUGAGAAUUAACUUUCUAUCUCUGUGAAAAAAAAUUUGGUAUCUUUUCAUUGGUGCUCGA